Molecule: messenger RNA, 1109 nt
Organism: Pocillopora meandrina
Lineage: Eukaryota; Metazoa; Cnidaria; Anthozoa; Scleractinia; Pocilloporidae
Source: the annotation of a GenBank genome assembly
CAGAAACAACAAAAACAAGGUCUGGAAGCUGCAGAAGAUUACUUCAAAGAAGUUUGCGAUAUAUUUCAGCGAGAAGCAGCUAGACUUCGCCAAGAGCAGGAAGCGAUCGAUGCCAUGUCGAAGAAGUUGGAACAUGUUCACUUUUCCUCAACUAUACAUCUAAAUGUCGGGGGUCAUCGCUUCACAACAAGUCUUCAAACGAUUACCAAGGAUCCAAAUUCGAUGCUGGCAGCCAUGUUUUCUGGGAAGUUUGAAAUGAAACCUUGUGAAGACGGCGCUUUCUUCAUCGACCGAGAUGGAACUCACUUCCGGUUUAUACUUAAUUAUCUUCGCAAUGGUAAGUUGACUUUACCGGAAGGAGCAACAUUUCUGAAAGAACUUUCAGAUGAAGCUGAGUUCUACCAGAUCCAAGGAAUUCUGGAAGAGUUGAAGCCUAAAGCACCGAAGAAUUUUGAAGAAUCAGUGAUUCUGACAAAUGAAGAGCACCAAAGCAAGCUUAUUGGUUGGCUGCCUCAAUACAGUCAUUGGCAUCAACUGUUCCGAGCAACUCGAGAUGGCUUCACAGCUCAAGCUUUUCACGCAAAAUGUGAUAGCAAAGGACCCACGGUUACAAUUGUGAAAAGUGGAAACAAUAUUUUUGGAGGCUUCACGGAAAACUCAUGGAACAGUAAGUAAACACUUUUGAAAGGUUGAGUCGGUAGGAUAAGAUGGUGAUAAUGGAAAGCUGCUUUAGGACUGUUGAGUAUAUAAGUUAUUCCAAAAUUUGUACCAAAAAUAUUUUUGUCUUUUUCUUCUUUGAAACAGGUCACGCUGACUACUUGCACUGUUCACAGUCAUUCUUGUUUAGCAUCGUGAAUCCGCAAGGAGUGGCACCGUGUAAAAUGCCUCUUGUAAAAAAUCAGCAGUAUGCCAUUAAGUGCAAGAGCAACUAUGGUCCAACAUUUGGAGGAGGGCACGACAUAUAUAUAUCACCUAACUCAAACACAAGUGGCUCAAGUUACAGUAAUCUCGGCAACACGUAUCAGCUUCCCACCGGACAGCAGAACACAUUCUUCACGGGAGCUCCACAUUUCAACGUAACAGACUUCGAAGUCUUUGGAAUCUGCUAA